AUGACCGAGGUCUCUGUUGACGAGAUGUUCGAUCGCUUCAUCCCCGGUGGUGAGCCAACUGAUGCGGAGAAGGAGACUUUCUUCUACAAUGACGGCAUAAACAACGUCGGAAAGGAGUUUCAGCUCUACCGUACUGUUUGUCAAAUUGUGCGAUCGAUUGCGGAAAACACCCCCGGCAGCCCACCUUUCUUCGCAGUGGAUAUCUCAUCUCGAGGUGUCCCGGAGUCGGAGGAUAAAGAAGACGCAAAGACUUUGCUCACGCCUGACGUCGGGAUCUAUCCAGAUACCGCUGACGUUCGACAAGCCGUCCUCCUUGGUUCCAACGAUAAGAAGAGCCGCCUCUAUACCGACGAGGAUUUUAAAGGCAGGCGGAAGGAAAGACAAAAGUCCAUGAGCGUGGCACAGAAAUUCGAGAACAACGCACGCCUGCAGUGGUCCGGAAGGUGUUCAUGGGCCGACCUGAUGGUUCCCGUCGAGGCCAAGAUCGAGCAUCGGCACUCCGCCUUCGAGUUUCUGCAGCCACGGAAGAAGGCACUCACUCGGCAUACUUCGAAAGAUGGUAAAGAUGCAUUGGGCCAAAUCUCCACCUACAUCGCUGAAAUCCUUGGGCGUCAACACCGUGUUCACGUGUUUGCCCUCUACCUGUUCAGGGGAUACGGCCGCAUACUCUUUGUCGACCGUGGCGGGUGGAUCGUUUCGAAGCCGUUCAUGUAUGGCACUCGAAACGACUUCGCACUGCACCGUUUCCUCUGGAGACUUGCCCGCAUGCGGCGCGACGAACAAGGCUACGAUGCCUCUGUCAGGCGUGCGAAUGCGGACGAGAUUCAAAGGAUGCGAGACUACGCGCCUCGGGCACGCACGCCAUAUCUUCGCAGCUGUGUCUACCGUGCCCUGUCGUUGGACGAGCAGCAAUUGAAGCCGUUGACUUCCCAGUGGCCUGUCUACGUGGUGACGAUGGGGGUGCGGCAGCUAGUCAUUGGCAAGCCAUCGUCGUGGAGCCAGCCAAUCGUGUCCCGCGCAACACGAACCUACGUCGCCUUUGACUUGCGCGAUGAACGACUUCUCUUCCUCAAAGAUGGAUGGCCUUCGUCGGGACAUGGUCGCCUCCCACGUGAACACAUUGUUUACGAGAGGCUGCAACGGGCGAAUACUGUGGGCAUCCUCCCUUGUUUGGGAGGCCAGGAUGUCGUCAGCCAGCCAGAAAACAAUGUUCAGCUAACAAGAGCACACCCGGAGGAUCAUACUGGACUACGGCGUGUGCAUUACCGCAUCUUGCUCGGUCGUGUCUGUCGCCCGUUGUCGGAUUUUGGCGAUUUCCAAGAGCUGACCCAAAUACUGACUGCUGCUCUGCGAGCCCACCAGAGCGCCUGGAACGAUGCUGGCGUUCUCCAUAGAGACAUCAGCUUUGAUAACAUCCUAAUAGACGAGUUCUUGCCAGCCGAACUUGAAAUCAAUAUGAUACAAGGCGCCGAAGACGGCACACAACUCUUCCGGAUCGGUGUACUCGCUGACUGGGACUUGUGCAAAUAUAAAGAAGAUAUGGUCACGGGUGACGCACCACAACAACCGGACCGUAUAGGAACGUGGUACUUCCGGUCAGCUCAAUCACUUCAGUACCCUCUCAAACCGUAUGGGAUCGACGACGACAUUGAAUCCUUUAUCCAUGUCUACCACUAUGCUAUUCUACGCUUCCAUCGUACCGAUCGAAAACACACCUUGGCGCUAUAUGUUGAAGAGGUGUACGGGCAAGAAUUCAUACGCCCCGCAGACAAGAUUCACGUCGGUGGCGAAUCCAAGCUCAGAAACAUGCGGUCCCAGGCUCCGCCCUUCGAAGCGGAGGAGAACAACACAUUGAACGCGUUCUUGCGGGACCUCGCGGGCCUAUGUGCUGCUCACUAUGCCACUAUCGACUUCUCCUCGUACAACACAGCAUACGGGGUUCCUAUUCCGGACUCAGACGAGUCUACAACCGAUACCACUGCCGCGAGCAAAACGCAAGUAUACAACAAAACCUUAGAUUUCCUCGCCAUCCUGAGGGCUCGCACCGUCACCACUACUCAGUCGACCAGCCAGACCGUGACACCGAAGAUGACUUCGGCGAGCGGCGACAGUGUCCCUUCGAUUGCGACAUCUUCGUUAGCCUCGAGCUCAAGCAAACGACCUGCUAUCGAGCCCGUCUCCGCGUUCAAAACCCAUGAUCAACUCUUCCAGCUCUUUCUCAAGUAUAGCGGGUACGAAGGUGUGGAGGGCGCAGAUGUCCGAAUGGUGGCCUGGCCGCAGCGGGACUUGUACAAGCAUAUCGACCAGUUCCAGGCGAGUGGCAUGAUGGUCAGUAGCGAAUCCUCGGAGUCCGGCGUGCACGAUCUGACUUCGAGAGACAACACGAGCGAGAUGUCCAAGAGUAAUGACGGCUCGGCCUCGGAGUACGAGUCAGGAUUAAGCAAGCGGUGA
Messenger RNA from Fomitopsis serialis, 2451 nucleotides. RefSeq lists its product as uncharacterized. Gene Ontology annotation, biological process: protein phosphorylation. The record is from RefSeq and is a predicted model, not a curated record. The transcript has 5 exons. Lineage: Eukaryota; Fungi; Basidiomycota; Agaricomycetes; Polyporales; Fomitopsidaceae. Gene Ontology annotation, molecular function: protein kinase activity. The coding region runs from base 1 to 2451 and encodes 816 amino acids.